ACGACUUGCUCUCUCUCUCUCUCUCUCUAUAUAUAUAGCCUCUAUAUACAUACAUAUAGAAACAGAGAAGGAAAGAAAGAAAGAAAGAAAACUCUUGUCAUCAGUUUCUCUGCAGUGGGUACAAAAGUGUUUUUGCAAAAACAGAGUCAAAAUAUGAUGAUGUGGAGGAGUAAUAAAAGAGGAAUGUGUGGUGCUUCUGAGGAAGAAAUUGAACAGUUGUCAAGAGAUGGAAGCCAUUACAGCAUCUCAACAGGUAUUCUUCCAUCUCUGGGUGCUAGAAGCAACCGGACUGUUAAGCUCCACAGAUUCAUUAUCUCCCCUUAUGACCGCCGCUACAGGGCAUGGGAGACAUUUUUGGUUGUUCUAGUCAUCUACACAGCUUGGGUAUCUCCAUUCGAAUUUGGUUUCCUUGAUAGGCCAGAGGGGAUACUAGGCAUUACUGACAAUGUUGUCAAUGGAUUCUUCGCCAUCGAUAUCAUUCUCACGUUCUUUGUAGCAUACCUUGACAAAACAACUUACCUAAUUGUUGACAAUCGAAAUCAAAUUGCUUGGAAAUAUGCAAGUUCUUGGCUAGUCUUUGAUGUCAUAUCCACACUCCCUUCUGAACUUGCUAGGAAGAUUUCUCCUACACCUUUACGCUCAUGUGGCUUAUUCAACAUGCUUCGCCUCUGGCGUCUUCGUAGAGUUAGUGCUCUAUUUGCCAGAUUGGAGAAAGAUAGGAACUUCAACUACUUUUGGGUUCGAUGUGCAAAGCUUAUUUGUGUCACCCUUUUCGCGGUUCACUGUGCUGGAUGCUUCUAUUACCUUCUUGCUGCACAUUAUCGCGACCCAAAAAAGACAUGGAUUGGAGCAUCCAUGGAUGACUUCCUUCACGAGAGCCUAUGGAUCCGGUAUGUGACAUCAAUUUACUGGUCUAUCACUACUCUCACAACUGUUGGAUAUGGCGAUUUGCAUGCUCAAAAUACAAGGGAGAUGGUAUUUGAUAUAUUCUACAUGUUCUUCAACCUCGGACUGACAGCAUAUCUGAUAGGAAAUAUGACCAACUUGGUUGUCCACGGUACCAGUAAAACUAGAGAAUUUAGAGAUACAAUUCAAGCAGCAUCAUAUUUUGCACAGAGAAACCAUUUGCCUGCUCGCCUGCAAGAUCAGAUGCUUGCGCAUUUAUCUUUGAAGUACAGAACAGACUCGGAGGGCCUGCAGCAGAAGGAGACUCUUGAUUCGCUUCCAAAAGCCAUCCGAUCAAGCAUUUCACAUUUUCUUUUCUACUCUCUUGUCGAUAAGGUGUACUUGUUUCGUGGCGUGUCCAAUGACUUGCUCUUCCAACUGGUUUCGGAGAUGAAAGCCGAGUAUUUUCCUCCCAAAGAAGACGUGAUAUUGCAGAACGAAGCGCCCACAGACUUCUACAUACUUGUUACCGGAGCUGUGGAGCUACUGGUCUUCAAAAACGGAACUGAACAGGUCAUUGGAGAGGCGAACACGGGUGAUCUUUGUGGAGAGAUUGGUGUGCUAUGUUAUAGGCCACAACUCUUUACAAUGAGGACUAAACGAUUAUGCCAGUUACUGCGUAUGAACCGGACCACAUUCUUGAAUAUUGUUCAAGCCAAUGUCGGAGAUGGAACCAUAAUCAUGAACAAUCUCCUUCAGCAUUUGAAAGAACAGAAUGACCCGAUAAUGGAGGGAGUUUUGUUGGAGACGGAGAACAUGCUUGCUCAUGGUAGAAUGGACCUACCUCUAAGCCUAUGCUUUGCUACACUUGGGGGAGACGACCUGUUGUUGGAUCAAUUGUUGAGACGGGGUUUGGAUCCAAACGAAUCAGAUAACAACGGGAGAUCUGCUUUGCACAUAGCAGCGUCGAAAGGAAGUGAGAAUUGUGUGCUUCUCCUGCUCGAUUAUGGAGCAAAUCCUAAUAGCAGAGAUUUAGAAGGCAAUGUGCCAAUAUGGGAGGCAAUGAUGGCUGAUCAUGAACCAGUGGUCAAGAUACUAGUAGAUAACGGUGCCACCAUAUCAUCUGGCGAUGUGGGCCAAUUUUCAUGCACUGCCACGAAGCAAAACAACUUAGAGUUGCUCAAAAAAAUUCUUUAUCACGGAGGGGAUGUAACGCUUCCAAAGAGCAAUGGAUCCACUGCUCUUCAUGUAGCAGUUUGUGAAGGAAACACCGAAUUAGUGAAAUUCUUAUUAGACCAAGGAGCUAACAUUGACAAACCAGACAUCCAUGGUUGGACCCCUAGAGACCUAGCAGACCAGCAAGGACAUGAAGACAUAAAAACCCUUUUCCAAUCCAAUAAAGAGGUCAAAACUCAAUCUUUCGUUGUCAUACCAGAACAAAAAGGUGAAAAUAAGGUACUUGGGAGAUUUACAAGUGAACCAACGAUCUAUUCGAUGUCCCGGGAUGGCUCAUCAGGCGGAGUAAUCGAAGGGACAUGGAGGCAAUCCCGUCCAAGGCGUAGAACUAGUAACUUUCACAAUUCCUUAUUUGGGAUUAUGUCAGCAGCCGAUGGAGGGAACAACAAUGACUUGCUUUCAUCUAUAGAUCAGACUAAAUGUGUUGAGACUGAUAGAGAUUGUCCUACAAGAGUGACCGUUAGUUGCCUGGAAAAGGGAGAUGUUAAAGGAAAGCUUGUGCUACUUCCACAGAGUUUUCAAGAGCUACUUGAGAUUGGUGCUAAAAAAUUUGGAUUGUUGGUUACUAAAGUUCUAACCAAGGAUGGAGCUGAAAUUGAUGAUAUAGAGUUGAUUAGAGAUGGUGAUCAUCUUGUAUUUGUUAGUGAUAGUGAGAUGGGAGAACCUAAUUGCCAAAAUGGUGGGGUUUUGAGUUGAAAAUGGUGCGUGGAUGCAUCAAUAAUUUUCUCUUAGCUCUACAUACCCCAAAAUAGAAUCAGAAAACUACUGAGAAUUUUUAAAUAUACACCCUAAAUUUUAAAAUUUUGGAUAAGUUUUUUUCUUUUUUUUAAAAAAAAAAAACCCUUUUUGUCAGUUCAUUAAGUGAUUCAAUGUAAAGUUCCUGGUUUGACUUGAAUUAAAUGAUGGUGAUAGGUCAACUAUUGUCACAGAAAAUGUUGAUAUCUUGAAGGUUGAUAUGGUUACAACAAUCGCAACUUGUUUUGCCAAGUUGUAGUUUUGGAAAAAAAAUGUAUUUUUUUUUUA
Molecule: messenger RNA, 3144 nt
Organism: Camellia sinensis
Lineage: Eukaryota; Viridiplantae; Streptophyta; Magnoliopsida; Ericales; Theaceae
Source: RefSeq, a predicted model, not a curated record